AUGACCGCAGCCCGACAGCAGCUAGGCUCCACUUGGUAUCGAGGGAAAAAGAUCGCUUAUGGCGGCCUGCAAUGCCUCUGCGAACGGCGGCUCCCGCGUGAUGGCUACGUCUUGGCCCGCGUGACGCCAUACCAGUUCCCUGCAGGCAGACGGAGGCCGCACCACGCCUCGUCCCUCCCGAAGAGCGCCGACAUCGACAUGUCUUGCGUGCACAUGGCCAACCAUUUGAAAACAUAUGUCGGCCUCCCACUGCACUGGAAGAGCGACCCAGCCCAAUCAAGCCGUCACGCGUCCUGA
This is a messenger RNA of Parastagonospora nodorum SN15, 297 nucleotides long. RefSeq lists its product as hypothetical. The coding region runs from base 1 to 297 and encodes 98 amino acids. The record is from RefSeq and is a predicted model, not a curated record. NCBI's taxonomy places the organism in Eukaryota, Fungi, Ascomycota, Dothideomycetes, Pleosporales, Phaeosphaeriaceae. The transcript is spliced from 3 exons.